AUGCAUCGACCAGGUAACCGCCUGAGUUCCCGAGAGCCAGACGGUGUGUUUACAUCGCGUGCAGGUCAACCUCCUCAGCGUCCGCCAAGUCUCGGUCCCAACCCUGCGCUCGGCGGACCAUACCGCGGGCCCUAUCCAGGAUUUGGCAUUCCCCAACGCAAUGUCAUGCCAGGAUAUCCCAGUCUACCCAAUCAAAGGACAGUCGUGCCCCAACCUUCCCCCAACUUCCUCCAACAGCGCGGCCAGAGCAACUUCCCGUAUACCGCGGGCACCCUCCAGCAACAACAAGCCCAGUCGCAAUCCCAGCAGCAGCUCGCGUCCCAAGGUGCACUUCCGCAUCCCGCUGCACACCAGCAACAGCAGCAAACGCAGAAUCAGGGCUCGGGCGCCAACUCGACGUUACCACCGCACCUCGCGCAGAACGCGGCUCCAAGUAGCCUUGCGCCAUCUGUGUCCUCUCAAAGUGAGCUUGGCCUCGACCCGAAUGACUUCCCGGCACUCGGUGCCGCACCUGCGAGCAGUACACCUGCAGCGACGAAUGCGAACGCGACGAGCUAUGCGAGCCAGGCGGGGACAGGAGCGGGCGGCAACGGGGCUCAGGCGGGGAGCGGGCUGGGCGCGAAUCAGCAGCGAGAGUUGACGGCGGAGGAUUUCCCUGCAUUAGGUGGGCAGAGCCAGACGACCCAGCAACAGACAGUGGCAUCGCAGCAAACCCCCGCAGACGGCCAUCCUCCAGGGUUGAACGGCUUCCAGCAAUCCGCGGACCCGCAACAACGACAGAGUCUGCUAGGAUCUCUAACGGCAGGGGCGCAACAGCAGUCUCAGCAGCAGCCGGGCUUGUUGAAUUUAGGGCAGCAGGCGAGGAAUGUGCAUCCCGGGUUCCAGUCAGAUGCGGACAAGCAGCGGAAUUUCGGAUUGAAGAAUAAUCAUGCGGGCGCAGCGGCAGCAUGGAAUUCACCGAAUGUCAAUCCGAGUGCGCAGCAGCCGGGCUCGUUCCCGAAUGGCCAGCAAAACCAUACACAGGCACAGGCUUCCUCGCAGCAGCCGCCACAACCGCCAACACAACAGCACUUGAACGCACCUCCAGGUGUCCCGCCCCCUCCUUCCUUCCCGCAGCAGCCUACGCCCGCGCAGCAGACACCUUACAUUGCGAACGGCACUGUUGCCGACACCCCACACCAUCCAUCGCAAGGACCUGCGCACGCAAGCGCAGUACCGCAAACACCCGCACAGCAAGUACUCAUGUCGCCUGCAGAUCGAUGGGGUCUCCUUGGGUUACUUGCGCUGAUCAAGAGCGCGGACCCCGACCAGAGUCUACUAGCAAUAGGCACGGAUCUUGGGACGAUGGGGCUGGACAUGCAGAAUCCUGGAAGCCUGUACUCCACGUUCAUCACUCCAUGGGCAGACUCGUCCGCUGCGCAUACGGUCGAGCCGGACUUCCACCUACCAGCGUGCUAUAAUGUUCAGCCGCCCCCGCCAGGACCCAACAAGGCGGCCGCGUUCAGCGAUGAGACACUCUUCUUCAUGUUCUACUCAUCUCCUAGAGACGCGCUUCAGGAGAUCGCUGCGCAGGAGCUGUUCAAUCGCAAUUGGCGGUACCACAAGGAUCUGCGUCUCUGGAUCACGAAGGAGAGCGGCACGCAGCCCUCGCAGAAAGUUCCUGGCGGCGAGCAGGGGAGGUACUCGUUCUGGGACCCCGAGAUGUGGGAGAAGUCGCAGAAGGAGAUGACAGUGCUCUACUCGGAUCUCGAGGAGAAACACCCUGUCUUCGCCCCAACCCAGACAUUGCAGCUCAACGCAGGCGCGACGCAGUCCCACCCGACCCCGCAGCCGGCGCGCGUCGGGCAGGCCUUCCAGGGCAUCAGCAUGAGCGCGAUGUGAUUGGGAUGCGCAACGACAAGCUACAUAGCAAAACGCGCGAGUCCCAUUCACAUUAUUCGCCUCAACGAGAAUUCGGACAGAAACAGUUUCCUCCCCCAUCCGGUUCGCCCUUGCCCGUAUACUCCAUCUGCCGUCGCUCCAUCGUCUCUUCUGUUUCUCCGUGCCAUUGCCACCGCUCCCCCUCUUGCCAUCGUGUCGGUGCUGUUUCUCCGUUUCCCCAUCAUCGAGCUACCAUACGCUUGUAUCUGUAAACCACUCUGUUUGAAUCAUAUCACCCGUCUAUUGGC
Messenger RNA from Dichomitus squalens LYAD-421 SS1, 2168 nucleotides. RefSeq lists its product as uncharacterized. Lineage: Eukaryota; Fungi; Basidiomycota; Agaricomycetes; Polyporales; Polyporaceae. The transcript is spliced from 4 exons. Gene Ontology annotation, cellular component: CCR4-NOT core complex; P-body. Bases 1 to 1881 code for a protein of 626 amino acids. The record is from RefSeq and is a predicted model, not a curated record. Gene Ontology annotation, biological process: nuclear-transcribed mRNA poly(A) tail shortening; regulation of DNA-templated transcription.